Messenger RNA from Elgaria multicarinata webbii, 677 nucleotides. It is a transcript of the gene TNFRSF13B, whose product is annotated as TNF receptor superfamily member 13B. The record is from RefSeq and is a predicted model, not a curated record. Lineage: Eukaryota; Metazoa; Chordata; Lepidosauria; Squamata; Anguidae. Gene Ontology annotation, cellular component: plasma membrane. The transcript has 3 exons. The coding region runs from base 1 to 588 and encodes 195 amino acids. Gene Ontology annotation, biological process: hematopoietic progenitor cell differentiation; negative regulation of B cell proliferation; B cell homeostasis.
AUGGACUGCAGCAAGCGUGUGGGCUUCUUCUACGACGAGCUCCUGAGAAAGUGCAUCAAUUGCUCUAGCGUCUGCGGACAGCACCCCGUGCAAUGUCGACCAUUCUGCAGAAAAGAUCUGGCAACCACUUUACCAGUGCCACCCGCCCUCCAGGCUGUGCAAUGCAAGCUGGAUGGGUCUUGUAACCAGCCGGUCAUGGUCUACCUGACCUUGGGACUCUGCUUGUGCACCUUGCUCUUCUCCUUGCUGUUGACCUGGAAUUACUUUAGAAGGUCAGGGGAGGACAUGACCUGCCGAGCCAGAACUGUGGCUUGUCAUAAAAACAAGGACAGCACGAAAGAUCAUCUAAUGGAAGCAAGGAGCAUGGGAAGUGAAUCCAGUGGCAGCCAAACCCCAGAGCCUGUCGAAACCUGUGGGUUUUGCUUCCCUGAAGCAAGCCCCGCUGUUCAGGAAACCCGGGCGUGUCACAGGACUUACCAACUUGGGAUGCAGAGGGAUGCUGCUGUUGCAGGAACAAUUCCAACCCCUGAAGAUGGCCACUUCCAAAUCAUAUGCUCUCCCUCACAAGAAAAGAUGCAGACGACCUGAGCCGAGCUGUGAUUGGUAAUGAGAUACUAAAGGAGCAUGUUCCCACCCCAAACCCAAAACCGUUAGAAAGCUGCUUGAAUUUCUGAGGU